GAAUGAAAAGUGCUCAUGCUGUCUUACUUCUCGUCUGUAUAGAGGGUCUGCUCGCUUCAGAGAUUGACAUAUCAUGUUAUAAUGGGACCUGUGAGGUCAAGAAGGAUGUUGAAGGUUCAGGCAACUGGGGGGAAUCCAAGGCCCGCUAUUACAAAUUUGUGGAGCAGAAGAAAACAUUUUACACAGCUGAGAUGUUUUGCAAGGAGCAGGGGAAUGAUGCCAAUCUGGCUUCAAUCCACUCCCUGAAAGAAAACAAAGACGUAUUUGAAGCUGCUAUAAAAAUUACUUCAUCUGUUCAACGCUUCUGGAUUGGAGGCUUGCGCUUUCCCAAGAGCUCAUAUUUCAUUUGGACAGACGGAUCAAAAUGGGACUACUCCAACUGGGUAUACGGGCAACCGGACAACGGCAGGGGCAAUGAGAACUGCGUGGAGAUGAACUGGAAAGUGGAACAAGAGUGGAAUGAUUGUAAUUGUGAAGAAUUAAAGCCAUUCGUCUGUCAAAUACAAUAUUAAAUUCAUUAAGCAGAGGAAGUCCUUAAGUUCUAAAAAUGUACAUAUUGUUAAAGGCAACUUUAAAGAAGGUGU
This is a messenger RNA of Erpetoichthys calabaricus (reedfish), 584 nucleotides long. RefSeq names its product lectin-like. Lineage: Eukaryota; Metazoa; Chordata; Cladistia; Polypteriformes; Polypteridae. The transcript is spliced from 5 exons. Gene Ontology annotation, molecular function: signaling receptor activity. The record is from RefSeq and is a predicted model, not a curated record. The coding region runs from base 3 to 512 and encodes 169 amino acids.